This is a messenger RNA of Strongylocentrotus purpuratus (purple sea urchin), 2846 nucleotides long. RefSeq names its product protein Wnt-16 (gene wnt16). Gene Ontology annotation, cellular component: extracellular region. The transcript is spliced from 5 exons. The coding region runs from base 591 to 1883 and encodes 430 amino acids. Gene Ontology annotation, biological process: cell fate commitment; multicellular organism development; neuron differentiation. Lineage: Eukaryota; Metazoa; Echinodermata; Echinoidea; Camarodonta; Strongylocentrotidae. The record is from RefSeq and is a predicted model, not a curated record. Gene Ontology annotation, molecular function: frizzled binding; cytokine activity.
CAUCCCAAAUAUAUGGGGAUGCCUUUCUCUCAUUUUCUGUGUCAGUAUAAUGUGUGUGAUUUCGAAUGUACAUCAAGUUUAACAACUUGUCCAAAUGAUAUCUCAAAGCAGGAAUCAGGAAAUCUAGCAGUUUUCACUAGUCACUAAAUGAGUGAGUAAUACAUCAACACUGAUUGGUUCAUACUACCGGAUGUGACGUCCCUUGUCGACCAAUCACAAGGGACGUGUCAUUUUUAUUGGGUGGAUAAAGUUUUGGCACUGGUGGUUUCUUGGUGUGUCAUUGCGUGUUACGAGUGCGGUGUUGUUUGCUGAGUGGUGAGGUAGACGGCAAGCAUCAAAGGGAAUUUUGACGCAAUCGUCAAGGGAUAUCGAAGUAAAGAUACCUCCAGACCAAUCUUCAUAAACGGGACAAAUUCAGCUCAGCAAAUCGUUUCAACAGUAAAACAUUUGUAAAGAAUAUCCAGGAUAUCAUGGACUGCGGACUAAAGGAAUAAAAGGCAACCUAACAGUACUUCUCCAGAAACAAAACAUUUGAUCAGUGAGAAACGGUUGAACUAUCGAGUUUGUUGAGAUUUGAUAAGGAUAUAAUAAUGGAGUGUAGCAAUAAAGAAAGACAGAACCGAUUAAUCGGAUGUUGCAAAAGCAGAAUGGAUUUAAGCUACCGAUGUUUUGUCGUCUGCAUCUUGUGUAUCUCUAUUUUCCUCUCGGGACCAACGAAGACAGAUGCUAGUGCUACAUGGAUGUGGUUAGGAGCUGCCUCACUCGGAGCGGCAAGCGUUGGUCGCGAUACCAUCCCCGAUGGGAGCCUUGGACACCAGACUGCUACUCAAGCUCCACCCAUCAAUAGUAUCUUGGUCGAUCCCGAGACUCUCUGUCAAAGAUUCCCGGGACUUACUGUUGAACAGCGGAGAGUAUGUUCGAGUACACCCGAGAUCAUCAACAUGAUAAGUGAAGGUGCUAAGGUCGGGAUCAUUGAGUGUCAACGUCAGUUUAGCACUGAGAGAUGGAACUGUUCUGUCAUUGGUGAUGUCAACAACCCGUUUGGAGAGGUCAUGAAUACAGGCAAUAAAGAGACUGCGUUCAUCUACGCUAUCACAUCAGCAGGCGUGGUAUACGCCGUAACUCGCUCAUGUAGUCUUGGUAACCUUACCGAAUGUGGAUGUGCAACCCCUCGGGGGCAACCGAGUGACGAUGUCGUGGAUGAUGACGAAGAAUGGAAAUGGGGUGGAUGUACAGAUGACGUCGAUUAUGGAAUAAAAUUAGCCAGGAAGUUUGUCGACUCUGGCGAUAAAUACUCUUCCUCAUCGUCGUUAUCGUCGCCGUCGCCACCUCCAUCAGCCCUGAGCCGUCCAUUGACGAUAAAGCCAGGUGUACAGGAAAUGAAUCUCCACAAUAAUGAGGCUGGAAGACAGCUGAUCAAGUCUGGAAUGAAGACCCUUUGUCGAUGUCAUGGUGUUUCAGCUUCGUGUUCAUUGAAGACCUGUUGGAAGGCGAUGCCGAGCUUCAAGGAGAUCGGUGAUCUCGCUAAGAGUCGAUAUAGUGAAGGAGUGGAGGUUGUCGUCCGAACCAAGAAACAGAUACGACUUCGUCGGAAAGACAGACGUGUACGACGUGAAGUCAUUGCAUCGGAUGAGCUCGUCUACAUGCAGAGAUCACCGAAUUACUGCCGUACUAACCGGGAAAUCGGUAUCGUAGGAACGACGGGACGAGAAUGUAACCGAACAUCGACUGGAUCAGAUAGCUGUGAUCUCUUGUGUUGUGGGCGUGGCUAUAACACUCAAGUCAUCAGAAGAGUUGAAAGGUGUGAUUGUAAAUUCAUCUGGUGUUGCAAAGUGAAAUGUAGGGUCUGUGAAACGGUCACUGAUAUCUACACUUGUAAAUGAACAAAAUUCCCUGCCACUUUGUUGAAGUAUGCAGAUAAUUAUUUCUGAGUGACGGCAUUGGCAGACUUUUAUAAACUUAUGAACACUCGAACAUCUAGAGGAAGUGACAACAUGAGAGAAAUAAAGAAAUCGGUGACCGGAACAUGAAAUAUUCCAUUGCACCAGAAUCUAAGGUCUGCUUAAACCAUGGACAUACUAUGAUAAAUAAAAUCUACAUCCUUCAGUUUUAAUGGGGGAAUUAGUUUAUCCAGACUUUAAGUUGGUUUUAGAUUAAACAAAAAAGAUUUUUCAUGAAAAAAAAACCUUAAAAAGACUAAUAAACGCGUAUCGGUGAAAGAUGCACGGAAAUCCAGAAAUGGAUAGGAGAGCUAUUAAUCAUUGAGUUUAAAAUCGAUGAAAUUACUUCAUGUUAGACUCCAUUUACUGUACGUCUAUAGCUAUGCAACGAGGCCAUGCAAGGAUUAAUAAUUAUGACAGCUCAUUAUCUUUUCUAAUCUGCCCUUUUCUCUUUCAAUACUUGCCCUUGUUUCCGAUCCGUCUAUCAUAAUUCUAUUAUCUUCUACAAGUCUCUCUCUCUCUCUCCCUCUCUCUCUCUCUCUCUCUCCCUCUCUCUCUCUCUCUCUCUCUCUCUCCCUCUCUCUCUCCUCCUUCUCAUAACCCAACAUAAUUAUUUACCAUAAUCUUGUUUGGUUGUAAUAGUAUUUGUACUACUAUUACCAUGAGUUGUAAUGUAUAUCAUUAUCUAAAAUUACGUAUUUUUUUGGACAACGAGACUUGCUUUCUAAGCAUACAUUUUAGAUCUUAUAAUUUUUCAUUCAAUUUAUAUUCUUCCCAUUUUAUCAAUAACCUUAUACAUAUACUGGUUAAAUUAGUUGGUCAUAUUACAGUAGAUUAAUUUUGAAACCCAUUAGGCCUUUAUGUAUAUAUCAUGUGUAGAUACAAUGUAUUGUUUAUAUUGAAACG